This is a messenger RNA of Condylostylus longicornis, 1872 nucleotides long. RefSeq lists its product as uncharacterized. Gene Ontology annotation, biological process: fructose 6-phosphate metabolic process; response to glucose; glycolytic process. The transcript is spliced from 6 exons. Gene Ontology annotation, molecular function: 6-phosphofructokinase activity. Gene Ontology annotation, cellular component: cytosol. Lineage: Eukaryota; Metazoa; Arthropoda; Insecta; Diptera; Dolichopodidae. The coding region runs from base 1 to 1872 and encodes 623 amino acids. The record is from RefSeq and is a predicted model, not a curated record.
AUGUGUGGGGAGAGACGCACGUGUUUAUCACCUCUUGAACAAGAACGUUGUCGCAUCAUCCCUGCGCUGCCACAACUUUUCGAAAGCCAACCACAAGAGAUCGAAUCACUCCACCGUAAUUCUGUAGAUGCAUGGUUACGAGACUCAACGACGGACUCAAUUCACUCUCAUGAAGCACAUCAAGCAAAUCACUCUCCAGCUUCUCGCUGCUGCGGAAGAGACUCUUCAAUCAACAUCACGAAUGUGUUUCAAUUGGCGGAAGUCUUGCCACCACAGGAUACUAAAUCUACCCUCCCUGACACCGCGCCAUUCAGAUUUGUUCCAGUGCAGAACAGUAUCUCAGCAACAAAUAUUAACUCACAGCGUCUCUUAUCCCAAUCUCCCUCAACAGCUUCAGUAGUCUCGUCUCACUCCUCGCAUUCCCUACAGGAUCUUGAUCAGAACGAGAAUCUUCCUGAAAAUGAUUCAAAAGAAAUUCCUGUCGAGGAGCGUGAAACUCAGGCCUCUCCAGAAGCGCCCUUAUCGAAGCUUGCAUCUGCUAGAAAAGAUUCAUGCAGUUGCUACGGCGUCUCACGUGAUUCUGCACCUCUGCUUCAAGAUCCAGCGUCUACAACUGUUUUGUCAUCCGAAUUUCCUCACCUAGCAACAACGUCCCGUCAUGUCAUUGAUAUUGUACAGAACAUCUCUGGUUUAACCAACCAGAAACAGCCCGAAAAACGGAUUCAGUUGCGUUAUCUCUCUUCAGCGUCCCCGCAGCAUCCUUCGGCUGCAUCCAACUUGCCUCCUGCUCAGCUCUUCGGGUUUCCUGAUGGACCUAUUGGAUUGCUGAAGGGCGAGGUUGUUCUUCUAGGCGAUGGCGGGGCUGAUCUACCGUUGUAUCUGAAUCGUGGAGGGUGUGAAGCAUUGAGCUAUCGCCCUCUUCGUAGUCUUGCUGUCCAUACGGCUCAAUUGGAACAAGCAGUGAACGUCUUGAAAAGCAUCUCUAUCGAUGGUCUGGUUAUCUACGCUGGCCGUGAGGAUUUGUUAGCUGCUUCUAAGCUAGCGGAAACUGCCGCUCGAUUGAAAUGCAACACACGAAUCAUUGCUGUACCGCAUAGCGUUGGCGGUGAUAUUUUUUUACCUGAAUAUCUCCCUACAACACUAGGAUUUGACACAGCAAGACGAAUUUCGACUGAGCUGAUAGGAAAUAUUGCUACUGAUUCUGUUUCGUCGAAAAAAUAUUAUCAUUUCUUACGAGGGGGAUCUUCAAUUCUAACGUUGGAGGGAGCGCUCGUAACGAGACCAACCGUCUCCAUUAUAGCUGAAGAAGCACAUCAGAUGAAUUUAAGUUUGCAAGCAAUUGUUGAAAAAAUGGCGAAUAUCAUUAGUUUCCGUGCUGAAACUUUGGGAAAGCGUUCAGGGACAAUUCUGAUGUCUGAGAAUCUGGUUGAAUCUCUUCCUGAGCUUCAAGUUCUGAUGGAAGAACUAACGGAAAGGCUAUCGUGUUCCCCUUGCUUUGGACCUAAUUUAAUUGACCCGCUCGACCCUCAACCUCCUCAUGGAUUAACGCACGAAUCUGAACGCUUAUUUCGAUUGCUUCCGAAAGAGAUUCGCUUGAGUCUUCUAACCCGCCAGGAUCACGAGGGACGUCCUGCGUUGCCACCAAUUCACUCCGAAAUUCUAGUCGCACAUUUGGUGGAUCGACUCCUGAGAAAACGACCAACUUUUAACGCUUCUACGGAAAAGGCUUUCCUUUAUCGAACGCACGAUAUGAAUCAUGAAUGUCAUUGCGCGAUGCCAACGGACUUCGACUGUUGUCUUGGAUACGGCCUUGCACACGUUGCAGGAGCUCUAAUUGCUGGUGGACACAACGGAUACGUGGCAUGUGAGUGA